CUCUCUCUCUCUGUCUCUCUCUCCCUUUCCCUCCUACCACUGCCUCUUCCUCCCGCUCUCUACCUCCCUGCAGCGCCAAGCCGGCUCCCCAACCUGGUCUGCUGAACGCAAACCGCUGAGAGUUUGCUGCACCGCCCCCUGGGGCCCCUGGCUGCCGAGUCCCGCUAAGGCAAAGACGCCAGCAAGCGAGGAAGCGCAGCGGAAGAAAAACAAGCGGGCGCGCGAGGGGAGCCCCAGGAGGGCUGCCGAGUGGCUGGCAGGCGGCUCCCGCCCCUCCCGGGUGGCCUCGCCGGCGGCUGACGGCCCGGAGGACGCGCGCUCCGAAAAGUUAGACUCCGGGCGGCGGCGCGCUACGCCGCGUCCCCUCGCGUCCCUUCCUCGCUGCGCUCCGGGAAAGGAACUUGUUCCUUCGGCCCCAGGAUUGGGGAGUGUGCCGCGGGGCCGAGGGUGGGGAACAGCCAGAGGGAGACGCGAACCAGGCCGCUGGCGGAGGGCUCAGGGGGAGCGCAGAGGCGACGGCCCCCAUGCCGGCGGCCAACAUGAUGGAGAACCGGCCGCUGCCCGCCCUGCAGGUGCCCGAGCCGCAGGGUGCGCCCGAGGGCAGCCCGGUCUGGUCCAGUUCGUCGACCCCCACGCUUCGCCGCCGGCGCUUCAAGAUGCGCCGCAUGAAGAACGUACAGGAGCAGAGCCUGGAGGCCGGGCUGGCCCGGGACCUGCCCGCCGUCUUGGCCCCCGGCAAGGAGUUCCUGCAGCUGCCGUCCAUCGAGAUCACGCCCUCCAGCGACGAGGACACCCCGUGGUCCAACUGCUCCACACCCAGCGCGUCCCCGCGCCGAAAACGCUUCCUCCUCCGCAAGUGGCUGAGGGUGAGGGAGCGGAAGGAGUGCAGUGAAAGCAGCAGCCAACAGAGCAGUCAGCAGAGCAGCCACGAUGAUGAUUCUAGCAGGUUCCUGAGUCCUCGAGCGCGGGAAGAAAGCACUGCCAGUAACUCCAACCGCAGCACGCCGGCCUGCUCGCCCAUCCUCCGGAAGCGGUCUCGCUCGCCAACCCCGCAGAACCAGGACGGAGACACCAUGGUGGAGAAGGGCUCAGAUCACUCCUCGGACAAGUCCCCGUCCACACCGGAGCAGGGCGUGCAGCGCAGCUGCUCCUCCCAGUCCGGCCGGAGCGGCGGCAAGAAUUCCAAGAAAAGCCAGAGUUGGUAUAAUGUGUUAAGCCCCACCUACAAGCAGAGAAAUGAAGACUUCAGAAAGCUCUUUAAGCAGCUUCCAGACACGGAGCGCCUCAUUGUUGAUUACUCAUGUGCACUCCAAAGAGACAUUCUCCUUCAGGGCCGACUCUACCUCUCUGAAAAUUGGAUCUGCUUCUACAGCAACAUCUUCCGCUGGGAAACUCUGCUGACAGUCCGUUUGAAAGACAUCUGUUCCAUGACUAAAGAAAAAACAGCUCGCCUCAUUCCCAAUGCCAUCCAAGUUUGCACUGAUUCAGAAAAGCACUUCUUCACUUCGUUUGGGGCCCGGGAUAGGACAUAUAUGAUGAUGUUCCGGCUCUGGCAGAAUGCUCUCCUUGAAAAGCCUCUGUGUCCCAAGGAGCUCUGGCACUUUGUUCACCAGUGCUAUGGGAACGAAUUGGGCCUGACCAGUGAUGACGAGGACUACGUGCCCCCUGACGACGACUUCAACACAAUGGGAUACUGUGAAGAGAUCCCUGUGGAAGAGAAUGAAGUGAAUGACAGCUCAUCCAAGAGCAGCAUAGAGACCAAGCCAGAUGCCAGUCCACAGCUGCCCAAGAAAUCCAUCACCAACAGCACACUAACAUCCACAGGGAGCAGUGAGGCCCCCGUCUCGUUUGAUGGGCUGCCCCUGGAGGAAGAGGCGCUGGAGGGAGACGGGUCCCUGGAAAAGGAGCUCGCCAUUGACAACAUCAUGGGGGAGAAGAUUGAGAUGAUCGCUCCUGUGAACUCCCCUUCACUGGACUUCAAUGACAAUGAGGACAUCCCCACUGAGCUCAGUGACUCUUCCGACACACACGAUGAAGGAGAGGUCCAGGCCUUCUAUGAGGACCUGAGUGGCCGGCAGUACGUGAAUGAAGUCUUCAACUUCAGCGUGGACAAGCUCUAUGACCUCCUCUUCACCAACUCGCCCUUCCAGCGGGAUUUCAUGGAGCAGCGGCGCUUCUCUGAUAUCAUCUUCCAUCCAUGGAAAAAGGAGGAGAAUGGAAACCAGAGCCGAGUGAUUCUUUACACCAUCACCCUUACCAACCCUCUGGCUCCCAAAACUGCCACUGUCAGGGAGACACAGACCAUGUACAAGGCGAGCCAGGAGAGUGAAUGUUACGUGAUAGAUGCCGAAGUCCUCACCCACGACGUGCCCUACCAUGACUACUUCUACACAAUCAAUCGCUACACGCUCACCCGUGUGGCUCGGAACAAGAGCCGACUCAGGGUCUCCACAGAGCUGCGCUAUCGAAAACAGCCCUGGGGGUUAGUGAAAACGUUCAUCGAGAAGAACUUCUGGAGUGGGCUGGAGGACUACUUCCGCCAUUUAGAGAGCGAGCUGGCCAAAACGGAGAGCACUUAUUUGGCUGAGAUGCACAGACAAUCUCCCAAAGAGAAGGCCAGCAAGACUACAACGGUGCGGAGGAGGAAGCGUCCCCAUGCCCACCUGCGAGUCCCUCACCUGGAAGAGGUGAUGAGCCCGGUCACCACGCCCACAGAUGAGGAUGUGGGCCACAGGAUCAAACAUGUGGCAGGUUCCACACAGACGCGGCAUAUCCCGGAGGACACCCCCAACGGUUUCCACCUGCAGAGCGUGUCCAAGCUGCUGCUGGUUAUCAGCUGUGUUCUGGUGCUGCUGGUCAUCCUUAACAUGAUGCUCUUCUACAAACUCUGGAUGUUGGAAUACACCACGCAGACCCUCACUGCCUGGCAGGGUCUAAGGCUCCAAGAAAGGGGUCUGGGAGCCCAGGACAGUUCGCUGAGCAUAACUCCAGCUGCUGGGGUACCCCUUCUUCUACCCCACAGGUUACCCCAGUCUCAGACAGAAUGGGCCCAGCUCUUAGAGUCCCAACAAAAGUACCACGAUACUGAGCUCCAAAAAUGGAGGGAAAUCAUCAAAUCCUCAGUGAUGCUCCUUGACCAGAUGAAGGACUCGCUCAUCAACCUUCAGAACGGCAUCAGGUCCCGCGACUACACGUCGGAAAGUGAAGAAAAGAGGAAUCGCUAUCAUUGACAAGGCAGGAACAGGGUGGCUGCAAGAGGCCUGUGCAAUACAUGUACAUAGACCAUAUAAAUAUAUAUAUAUAAAUAUAUAUAUAUACAGAAUAUAAAUAUAUAUAUUAUAUACAGAUUUUAAAAAAGAGAUAAUGCCUAUGUACCAGGGAGAAGGAGCGGGCCCUCCCGCGCCCUGUGCUGGCCGGAGCAGCGUUUUCUUAUGGUGGAGCAGCUGAGGAGGGCAGGAACCGCCUCUCAGCACCGACCUCCCCUGAUCUCCCUCCUCCCACCCUCUGUUCCCCACCCCUUCCCUUGCUGGCCAUUCUUGGCUUUUAGAAGGGAAAUGUUGAGCCAAAGUUAUGCCUGCGAAGACCCUAAGGUCUCAAAAAGAAGUCUUAAGACGGCAUUGCUUAAGGUGCUUCAUUCCCUAAUCCCCUUUUGAUUUGUUUCCAAAAUAAAAGAGAAUCUUUUCUUCCCUACCCCAGGCUUCCCCAGGCAUUCUCUUGGGAACACAGAAGCAUCAAGGGAGCCCAGUCUAAACUCCUAGGGUUGGCCGCCCACUUGAUCCAGACCGUACUGAGUGUCAGAUGGAGAGGAUGCUUGGAAAGCUAGGAAGGCUGCAUUGUGUGGUGGCAGGCUCCCGAGACUCGUGUUCUGAAGGAUACUCUCCUCCAUCACCCCUGCACCUUCCUCCGACCUGUGUAGGGUGUGGACCCAGUAAGGGCUGGGAAUUUCUUACUUUCCCACCCGCUUUCUCUCUGGUCUUCUCCCAGGCUGGAUCUGGGCGAAGUGUCACUUUUUAGUGCCUAAAGUCCUAUUGUUUCUCUGUGCCCUAAGAGCACAUUGUUUAUUAGCCAGGGUGGAGCGUUUUCGACCUUAUUAAACCUCUUUUAGUGCUUCUAAGCAAGUCAGGUCUGUGGCUCUGAGGCCUUCACUUAGAGCUGUCAGUGUGAUUUCCAGGAUGAGUCAGGGUGUGCUGGGCCCUCCAGGAUUUGAGAGAGGGAGAGAAGGCCCUUGCCACGUCCGGGGUGCAGGGUCUACCCACAGAACACUGUGAGUGGUGAGCACCAAGAUGGGUUGCCAGCCUCAUUUGCUCUUUGAACGAACCAACAUUAGCCAGUGGAGACGACUGUCUGAGACAGUUUGCACAUAGAAAAAGCAUCUGAGCCACUGGAGGGAAGGAUUUGGCAAAGGUGCAUGUGUUUGGGCAGGAAAAGGCCAAGUGAAAUCUAUGCCCUACGGGAGCCAUUCCCAAUCCUGAGUUUCUCAGACUUGGCAAUGGGGGUUCUGGCGGGGGUUGGAGUACAAAUCCUGCUCUGGUCUCUGGCCCCACAGAGGUGUAAGAUCAUUAAGAAGUAGAAGGCACUAGCUUCAAAGAGUGAGACAUUCAGGGCCUUUUCAGCAUUGGCCCACUAGCACCAUGCAUUUAUCUGAAUUCACGGGGCCCUCUGGGCACAUUCAUCAUCCCUCAUACACUAACUACUGUUUCUUCAUGUAAUGACCAAAAGAGUCCCACCAGCUCCAGGCAGAGCUUGUGGAGAUUCAUGAAAGAGUCAUAGCCAGUUUGGCAUGCAGAGGUCUUCAGUCUUGCUUAUUCUUCUCCUGGGCUUCUUGACACAGGGGCAGAAGAAACCCCAGAUGUCCCAGAUGUCCCAGAACAUCAGCCCAAAAGACAGAAGAUUUUAUCACUCAUCUACCCCAAAGAUAAAGUUGUAUUUUUUUCUUAGAAUGGCCUUUAAUUCCCUGUGGCAAUUACAGUUUUUGACUUUUCCAUGUGAGAAUAAGGCCUUGGUAUUUCCCUAAGGGCAGGAUCAGAAAACAGGAAGGUCCAUGCCCAGGUGAUCCUCCAAGGGAGGAGGGUGAGGAGGCUCCAGGGCAUGAGCUAGAGUGGAUAUUCCUCCCCUAGAAGAGGAGAUGGGAGGAAAUGCAGUUUCAUGUAAUCCCUGUGAAGAGUGCCUAUGCCCACAGCCCAGUGGGUCCUUGUUCAGUUCUUGUCCAGGCCUUUGGGUGAGGGACACUGGUAGGGAUCAAGGCUCAUGGGCUCUGAGCCAAAGAAGGAGGCAUGGUGCAGACUGCUGGAAAUCUCCCCCUUGGCACAGCCAGAAGCCAAAACUAUUCCCAGAAAGUUUUGAAUGCAAAACUUGUAGAUUCCUGAAUUUAUUCCAUACAUAAUUAUUUCCUUAAGUUAUUUAAUUAUUAAAGGUGCCACGGUGGGACCUUUGGGAUGACUUAAAAAGGGUUCUUUGUUGGGAGUCAAGUGACAGAGCAGACCUGGCCGCAGGGAGUUGUUCUGCUUCUGCUUUACCUCUCAGGACCAUUCCCAGGAGGAAAAGGUGGCAGAGAGGGCAGUACUGAGUAUGUCAGAAGAGCCCUCCUGGUUUUUUAGCGAUUUGAACCCACUAGACAAUGUGUGCACAUAGGGAAUGUCCUUUAAGAAUCAUGGAUCUCUUGUAGGCUCUCUGUGUUCCAAUAAUUUUUUGACUAUCAUACCAGGAAAAAACCAACAACUCUAUUCAUUCCCAAACAAAAUCUCUUCCCCCUUAGUCAAUAGCUUGCGAAAGACAUCUUAACUCACCCUUGCAGAUAAGUCUUGGAGUGAAACAAAUAAAUAGCAUUGUAUUCCUGGCCAUUUGCCUGGCUAGUUGCUGUCUACAAGGGAGCAUCAAAACAUCACUACUUCUUAUGUAACUUCUUCCAGCCAGUGCUUUUAUUGUUCGUUUUAGUUUACUGGGGACACACAGGAGUCUUUCUGUAAUGACUUAUGUGGUAAAAUGUUUGAGAGUUUGCACUCAAUUUUAAAGAAUUUGCAGUUUCUAACAAGGUGAAGAACAGCUAUAGGAUCUAAAGUUCCAUUACAGCUUACUGUGAAAGAAUUGACAAGACUGGCCUCAGACAAGCUAAUCAUGGUGCGACUCUCUCCCUUCCUCAUCCACCUCUUUGGGGACAAGAGGAUUACAUCUCAGGCCAGCAAGAUCAGCUGCUUGAAGCUCUGUGUAAGAGCACUGCACUGACGGUUUGGAGACCUGAGCCUGGGUCCUGACUUUUCCAUUGACUAAGCUCUGUGGCCUUGGGCAAGUCACUCCCCCUCUCUGAGCUUCAGUAUCCUCCUGUCACAGGAGGGAGUUGGGCUAGAUCAUCUUUAAGGUAGGUUCUAGCUUUGACAUCAUCUUGGGGGUUAGGCCAGAGGCUGGGAAGACUGGGUGGACUUUCUCAAUUGCUCUGCCAGGAGGGAACAAGCCCAGAGGCUGAAGCUUCCCAGUAUUUAGAGGUGUGGUAGGGCAGUGUCUGCAUUCCCAGGAGACCCAGGGUGAUUAAAAUUUAUUCUUUAGGUGGCUAGGAGGGCUGGGGAGGCCCAGUGGAAGAGAGAGAGAGAGAGAGAGAGAGAGAGAGAGAGAGAGAGAGAGAUCGAGCUUGAUGUAUUGCUCAGUAUUCACUUAGAAGGGUUUCUUUCUCUUUGGCCUAGUUUGUGAAGGGAUCUUCCUUUGGACUUUCUCUAAGUUGGGAGAAGAACAUUCUUUUCAAUGGAGCUCAUCUUCUAUCUCUAGGGUCUGUUCAGCCUUUCAUCUAUCCAUCCUUCCUCUUUAUUGGUAGAAGAAACAGUGGAGAGUAGCCACUUCUGGUUCUAGCACUUCUCUUUUGUUAAGAUAGGGUUUGGAUUUAGUAUGAAGCUUUGGCUAAAACCCUUGGGUUUGCCUUAGAACACUGACACUAAGAACCUGGAAUGACAUGGGGAGGACAAAGAGAGCUCAAGAGGAAUGCUUUGUGAGAAGUGGAUUCUCUCCGUGUCCCUGCCCCCCACCCAAACUUGAACUAUACCUAUUACAUUUCCAGGCAGUAUCCCUAAGAUGAGAUCCUGGAGAAAGGACUAGGGGAAGUAUCUUUCUGGAUGCUUGUGGUCCCAGAAGGGUACUUUCUGUGUCAUACCAUGCCACUUCUUUAAGCUCUUCAGGGCAGCCAAAGCCAGCCCUUUUCUCCUACUGCCCCCAGGAGAAAUAGCACUCUUCUCCCUUCCCCCAGAUGGCAGGGCUCUGGCCUCCCUACACCUCAUACCCUGCCUGCCUCCUCCAGGAGGAAUCUCCGGGGCCCCUUCCUGACUCUCCCCACCUUCGCCACUUGUCUCUAGGCUAUGGGACAAUCAUCCCAUUCACCACUUGACAUCCUUGACAUCCUUGACUUUCAUUCCCCCAACCUCCAGCAGGUUGGCCCCAAUCCUCUUCACCUCUGUGUUUUCUUCUAGAAGAUGCAUUUUGGGUCUGAGAGGAGCAUUUUCCUGGAAGGCCAUCUUUUAAGGCCCCUGCUUGCUGUCAUAGUGCAGAGCAGAAACUUGCACACUAUUUAGAGAGCUCCCUUCCCACCUCUCUGCCCAGCCUUGUUACCUCACUUCUGCUCUGGCCAUGGCUGUGAAGGGCCCAGCCAGCUCCCUGUUUUGAUGUUCUGUGCAACAGCUCCGGGGUCUUGUGACUGGAGAUCCUCAACAGGCCCUGGAGCCAGGACUGGAGUCUUGGCAGCUGAUGAGCAGCACCUUGCCGGCCAGGAGGAGCUGAUGCUGACGAUCUCCCCAACAUCUGAAGGCUUAAAGAACAUUGUCGUUCUUCAGCCCUCCUUGCUUCUCUCAAUACAAUAAGACAUUGCAGAAGCAAAAGGGUGGCCUCUGCUCCAGGCAAGGCAGCUGGCUCUGUCUGGGGCAUCGGCCUGGGGCUUGGGUGCCACGUGCUGAGAUUGCAUAGUCAAAACAGCCAUUUUUGCCAACAAUAGCUUGUGGCUCCCCACAUUUUCCUACCCUGCACUCAAGGGCCAGACCACUCUCUGCAUGGACCAGACCAUCUUCCCAAACCCAUGGUGCUUUUUCCCCAACUCAACCUAGACUCCAAGGUGGGGAGGGAUGGGUCAGAGGCCAUAGUGGCCCCUGGAUAAUCCUGACGUGGGGUGGAGUGGGGUGAGGCAGAGGGAGCAGCCCCAACACCUGCACUGGGCCAUCUAUGGGAAAGAACACGGGUCGAGUGCAGUCGAGUUGUCUGGCCAUCUGUAUUUGGAUCUAUAACUGUACUUUGCCUGGCGCUGUGCGCAAGGUCAGAAAACUUACUGCUAGUACCUAGAAACACACAAGGCUGCCCAGCCAAAUCUUAAUGUAAAGUAGCUAGAGCCAUGGAAGUACAGUAUGAAUUAAAAAGAAAAAAGUAUUGAACUACAA
Molecule: messenger RNA, 8402 nt
Organism: Homo sapiens (human)
Lineage: Eukaryota; Metazoa; Chordata; Mammalia; Primates; Hominidae
Gene: GRAMD1B
Product: GRAM domain containing 1B
Exons: 20
Coding region: 525-3230 (901 amino acids)
Cellular component (GO): plasma membrane; endoplasmic reticulum membrane; organelle membrane contact site
Source: RefSeq, marked validated